This is a messenger RNA of Alternaria viburni, 1665 nucleotides long. RefSeq lists its product as uncharacterized. The record is from RefSeq and is a predicted model, not a curated record. Lineage: Eukaryota; Fungi; Ascomycota; Dothideomycetes; Pleosporales; Pleosporaceae. Gene Ontology annotation, molecular function: hydrolase activity, acting on carbon-nitrogen (but not peptide) bonds. The coding region runs from base 1 to 1665 and encodes 554 amino acids. The transcript has 2 exons.
AUGGAAGCUCCUCUAUUCUAUUCGUCCAAAGGGCCAGAAAAUGCUACCGCCUUCGUCAACGGACGAGUAUACACCGUGGACGAUGCGCAACCAUGGGUUGAAGCCUUCAUCGUCAAUCCCGACGGCAAGUUUGAAGCUGUCGGCUCGAACGAGGAGAUCAGAACCAUUGCUAAAAGAAGAGGACUCGUUCAGUACCAACUACAAGAGAAAUUUGUCAUGCCCGGUAUCCACGACGCUCAUACUCACCUCUUAGCGGCUGGAUGCCAGCGCACUGGGGAAGCACACGUCGGCUGGGAUAGCACCGACAAGACCCUCGCCAGCAACAUCAAGUCAGCUUCCUGUGCCUGCGCUUUUUCAAAUGUCAUGGGCAACUGGAUUAUAGGCAACUUUUACCAGGCAAGCAACUUUGCCGAUGGCAUUCCCGACAGAAAAUACCUCGAUGAGCUGUACCCCGACGACCCCGUAAUCGUGCGCGAAAUAUCCUGCCAUCGAAUUCUCGUGAAUUCUGCUGGGUUGCGUGAGAUGGGUAUCGACGACGACGUCAAGGACCCGCCUGGGGGUUUCUUCUUUCGUCGAACUGAUGGCACACUCACCGGAGAGAUUGUCGAGGCUGCAACAACUCCAAUCUGGCGCGGUCUACGGCGCACACCACUCAGCUAUGCCAAGACUGUCAUCGAGUUUGCCAUGUCUGAAUGUCAUAGGUAUGGCAUUACAUCCGUGCAAGAGGCAUCGGCCAACACCGUCUAUCUACACGCCGUGCGUGAGCUGGAAGCGGAGAAUCGCCUGCCUCUAAACAUACACACACACAUUGUUGCCGCACCGGAGAAAGCUCACGAGCGCGAGGAAUCACUAGCAGCUCUGCUCAAUGUUGCAGAAGCUUUUGAGAGCAAACAUGUUCACACGAGCUUUGUCAAGUUCUUCCUCGACGGCGCUCCGCUUCCUCCACAGUCCACCCAAUGCGAUUUGAACGACCAUGGAGCGCCCGAUGCUAAGCAUUUGCUGUUGAGCUACGACAAGCUACUCGAACAAGUUCUCAAAUACGAUGCUCGGAACAUGACAUGCAAGAUCCACGCCGCAGGCGAGGGAAGCUUGCGGCUUGCGCUGGACGCCUACGAGGCUGUGCGAAAGAACAACCCCAACGGUCCCAAGCACGAGGUUGCGCAUUGUAAUGCAGUCCAUCCAGAUGACAUCCCACGGAUCGCACGCCUGGGCCUUACCGCCGAAAUGUCCCCGGCAAUUUGGCACCAUCCCAUUGUGCAAGCAGCGCCCCAUCUGCUCAAGUGGCCCUUCAACGAUAUUCUGGCUACAGGCGCUCGUAUGACGAUUGGCUCGGAUUGGAUCUUGACUCCCAACCCGAGUUUGUUCGAUCCACUUGCACACCUGGUGGAGAGACUUGAAGUGCCUGAAACACCAGCCCAUAAGGGAUUGAACAAAAGGCUGGUAGCCGCUGCAACGCUCUGCCGUAUGAUCACGUUGGGAGGUGCAGAAGCGGUGGGAAGAAGUCGCACGCAGGGCAGCAUUGAAGUUGGGAAGAUGGCAAACUUCAUUGCUGUUGACCAGGACUUGAGUCAGGGAGAGUUUGCUGGAGCUACAGUCUUGAAGACUUGGUUUGAGGGACGACAGGUGUAUAGUUCUGUGCCGGGCCAGUUGGGGUUGAAAUGUUGA